GCUCUGCAUGCGCUCCGAUUCUACACACCAAAAACCAGCGUAGUUUGAUCUGGCGCUGGCCCGGGGAUGAAAGGUGGUAAAUAUGGCGGCGGCCUUGGAAGAAGAUGAAAUCGACAAUGAUGAUUAUUAUUCUCUGUUAAACGUCCGCAGAGAGGCCACACAGGAUGAGCUCAAGGCUUCAUAUCGCCGUCUUUGCAUGCUCUACCACCCAGACAAGCACAGAGAUCCAGAGCUUAAAAGUCAGGCAGAGCAGCUUUUUAACUUGGUUCACCAGGCAUAUGAAGUACUAAGUGACCCACAAUCUAGAGCAAUCUAUGACAUAUAUGGGAAGAGAGGGCUGGAUGUGGAAGGAUGGGAGAUAGUGGAGAGGAAAAGAACACCAGCAGAGAUCCAUGAAGAGUAUGAGCGACUUCAAAGAGAGAGAGAGGAGAGAAGACUACAGCAAAGGACCAACCCCAAGGGGACAAUUAGCGUGGGUAUUGAUGCAACAGAUCUCUUUGAUCACUAUGAGGAAGAUUAUGAAGAGAUCUCUGGUGGUGGCAGUGGCCUACCGCACAUUGAGAUAAACAGGAUGCACAUAUCACAGUCGAUAGAGGCCCCUUUGACAACCUCAGACACAGCCAUUCUUUCCGGCUCUCUCUCCACACACAAUGGAAAUGGGGGAGGAAACAUAAACUUGGCCUUGCGGCGAGUCACCUCAGCUAAGGGCUGGGGAGAAGUUGAGUUUGGGGCAGGAGACACACAUGGACCUCUCUUUGGGUUAAAAAUUUUCCGUAACUUAACUUCACGCUGCUUCACAACAGCUCAUUGUGGCAUGCAGUUUUCAUCCCGUGGCAUACGGCCGGGGCUCACUACUAUGCUUGCACGCCACCUGGACAAAAACACUAUGGGUUAUUUACAGUGGCGCUGGGGAACUCAGUCUUCCAUGAACAGCAGCAUCGUCAGGGACACCAAAAGCAGCCAUUUCACCUUUGCUGUGCAGUUGGGAAUUCCACACACAUUUAUCAUGAUGAGCUACCAGUACAAAUUCCAGGAUGAUGACCAGACCAAGAUCAAGGGCUCUGUCAAGUCAGGGUUUUUCGGUACAGUGGUUGAAUAUGGUGCUGAAACUAAGAUCAGUCGACACAGUGUCCUGGGCGCUACUGUCAGUGUCGGAGUACCUCAAGGCGUCUCUCUCAAGAUCAAGUUGAACCGAGCGAGCCAGACGUACUUGUUCCCCAUCCACUUAACAGACCAGCUUCUACCCAGCGCCGUUUUUUAUGCCACUGUCGGACCCCUUGUGUUCUACUUGGCCAUCCAGCGGCUAGUUAUCAGACCUUACCUUCAUGCACAGCAGGAACAGGAGCUUGAGAAGCAGCGGGAGAGUUCGGCAUCAGACAUUGCCAAAAAGAAGCAAGAGGCAGAAGCAGCUGUUCUGCUGAUGCAAGAGUCUGUGCGUAGAAUUAUCGAAGCAGAGGAGUCCAAAAUGGGUCUGAUCAUCCUCAAUGCCUGGUAUGGCAAGUUUGUGACAGACAACAGCCGGAAACAUGAAAGGGCAAGGGUCAUUGAUGUGACGGUGCCUCUACAGUGCUUGGUGAAGGACUCCAAGCUCGUUCUCACAGAAGCCUCUAAGGCUGGGUUACCGGGCUUCUACGACCCCUGUGUAGGUGAGGAGAAGAGUCUCAAGGUGCUGUAUCAGUUCAGAGGUGUGAUGCACCAAGUUCUGUGUGGUGACACAGAAGCACUCAGGAUACCAAAACAAUCCCACAGGAUUGAUAAUGACAGUUAGGAACCUGUAUCUCUGGAGUUGAAAGGGACAGUUUGGACUGGUGUAGACUGAGACACAGAUGUUCUGGAGUACUGCCCUGGAAACACUCUGUGCCCUUAAAAGUCUUCAUAUACAUAUUUAUCCUUUAUUUUGUUGCUGUUUUAAAUAUUACUCUACAUGAUCUGUUAGAACAUUUAAUUGGAGCAUUUAAUUCACUGGAUUCCCAUAAAUAAAUAUGUCCUUUGCCAGAAAAAAAGCUUAAACUAUAGAUAUAUAUUUGUGUUGGU
Messenger RNA from Carassius carassius (crucian carp), 2034 nucleotides. Its product is annotated as dnaJ homolog subfamily C member 11-like. Gene Ontology annotation, biological process: cristae formation. NCBI's taxonomy places the organism in Eukaryota, Metazoa, Chordata, Actinopteri, Cypriniformes, Cyprinidae. The transcript has 16 exons. Bases 83 to 1768 code for a protein of 561 amino acids. The record is from RefSeq and is a predicted model, not a curated record.